Parnassius apollo (apollo) is the source of this 597-nucleotide messenger RNA. The record is from the annotation of a GenBank genome assembly. Lineage: Eukaryota; Metazoa; Arthropoda; Insecta; Lepidoptera; Papilionidae.
AUGGACACGAACAGUGCAACAAAUAGUGAAAUAAUGGACAAUAGCGUCAAGAUGAUUAGGGACCCGAUUUCCAUGAAGGAAAAAUUAAUUAAAUGUUAUAAGUGCCUAAGCGACAUCAGAUUGGACGCUCUCACCUGGGGUGCCACCCAGGCGAAUACCAAACUAGUGAAAUGUGAACAGUGUAAGUUGGACCUCCUAAUGAAAGCUGCAGUGAGCACAAAAAUAAGAACUAACGGACAAAGCGUAGAACUUUUUAGUGAAAUAACCGUAUACCGGGCCCCACUGAGGACUGGAAUAAAAUCGAACAGAGUGUGCGGACAAUGCAAGUAUAUACGUGAAUUCGUCACCAUAAGCCAAUUAGACUUUACCUCGGAAGAGCACUACAGAUGCAUAAACUGUGGUAGUGACCAAUGUGCAAGAAUCAAUCCUAAAACUGCACUAAACAGUAUCAAUAAAGUGAAGAAAAAAAACGCGGGAAACGUGGAGGCGGUGGAAUAUUCCACAGCGCUGCGGCCGCGCCCGGCGUCAGUGCAAAGUCCAACGCUGCAGUACCCCCCACCGCACCUGCGCGCGCCGACGGAGGCGCGCGUCACGUGA